AUGUCCGCAAUUCCUGCAAGCUUUGAUCCAGAAAACCCAGAUAACUUAGAGGACAUUGAGAAGCAAUUUGCCGUGAAGGCAGUUCAGCAAAUGAGUACAUACUGGAGUUUACUUAAUGCUGUCCCCCCAUCCAAACUCAAGUUGACCCAAUUUGACGACGAAAUUGUCGAAGAGUUCUUCAAGGCCUUCCCAGAAUAUAACAACAAGGAGAAAUUGGCUGUUCUGAAUGAAGAUGAACUGAAGACCAAAGAGGCAAAGGAGAGAUGGAGAGAGUACAUCAAGAACUUUGAGAAUAAAAUCGAUGACUACAACUUUGGUACUUUACUCAGAGUCAAUGCAUCCGAGGAAUACUCUGAAGAGAACACCAUCUUUGUUGUCAGAAUCCAAUUCUACGCUUUUGAAUUAGCAAGAAACAGAUUUGGUUUGAAUGAUUGGGUGUAUGAAAAGAAAUAA
Pichia kudriavzevii is the source of this 453-nucleotide messenger RNA. RefSeq lists its product as uncharacterized. NCBI's taxonomy places the organism in Eukaryota, Fungi, Ascomycota, Pichiomycetes, Pichiales, Pichiaceae. The record is from RefSeq and is a predicted model, not a curated record. Gene Ontology annotation, cellular component: cytoplasm. The transcript has a single exon. The coding region runs from base 1 to 453 and encodes 150 amino acids.